CUCGAGUAUGAUAUCUCCGUGUUGAUAAUGUUCGCACCCGACCUCUGAAGUGGCGGUGAAGCUUUAAUCAGAGUUUGGAGCCUCGUUAGUGAAAGUUGUACAUAAACCCUGUUUAGAGGUGCAGUCAUUCCAGUUCCUGUGAACACCGUUACUCUGACAGUUGACACAGUGAUAUUAUAUUGCAAAUAUACCGAAGUUCUGCCGAAUUUUUUUACGAAAUCUGAAGAUCAUCUUUCUCAAGUAAAACAAACAUGAUGGCGACAAAGAUGUCAACUAAAUGUACACGUGGCAAGUUUGCUCAUCGUGGUGCGAGGGCACGUGUUGUUCGAUAUCCGAUUGGGAUUUCAGGGAAACAAACCGCAAGGUUGUUUCCAGAGCCAAAAUGGGAGAAGAAUGCUCUGUUCAUCACGGACAGCAACGGGAGAGAUUUGGUUUUGCCAUGUGUGGUUCGUCCUUCCAUCGGGUUCCCGUUCAACCUCUCCGUAAUCUCUGUGCCCGGUGGCUGCAUUAUGCACGGAGACAUUGAGUUGCGAUGUCCCGCUUCAAUCAUGAAGAAUGUUAAUGCUGUUAUUAUUGGUUUAGGUACGAAUGAUGUUCUAGGAUUCUCAAGGUGGGAAGUGAACGAGAGACCACAGUACGUCGUGGAUUCGAUCUUACGUCGAGCGAAAUGUAUCAUUGGUGCAGCACAAGAACUGUAUCCUCAUGCCACGGUAUAUUUCAAUUCCAUUUUGCCACAGAGCUCACCAUCCGGCAGAAUCGUGCCAAUGCUUAAUGUAGCACUUAAGUGCAGAACGUGGUUAACAGAUGUCCACAUUGAUUCCGCAAUGCACUUAUUAAGCGAAGAAUUCCCAAACAUGGACGGAUUACAGAGCUGUCUCGCAUACUCAAAAAACCGGAAUAUUCCCAUAUAUACCCCUAAAAGUGAUUUUGUACAGAUUCUGCUAGUUCAUGAUGACCACUGGGUGACGGUUACAAAUAAGUUUACAAAAAGUAAAAAUUCCCUAAACAUUUACGACAGUUCCAAAUGUGAUUACACCGAUUCGGAUAAAUUAACACUGUCCAAACUUUUAAACGUUCCGGCAACUUGUAUAAAAUGUCAUUUCCCCCAGGUACCUCAACAAAAAAUAGGAUCCGGAAACUGUGGACUUUACGCUAUCGCAUUUGCUAAGGCUGUUUGCCAGGGUUUUAAACCGGAAACGCUAAAUUAUCCGGAGUAUCAACUUCGCAGUUUAAUACACGGUAUGUUGAAACAAGAAACUAUAGAUCCGUUAUACACUGAAAAUAAUACUCGCAAUGUUAAACCACCUAAACUGGAAUUUUCCAUUAACAUUUUUUGUAACUGUAGACUCGCGGCGGACGACAACGAGUAUAUACAGUGUUCUAAAUGCAAGACAUGGCUCCAUUUUGACUGCGUCGCUGAGGAAAUACCUAGUGAGGCUAAAAGUAUCGGCGUUAAAUGGUUUUGUAUCAAUUGCUCUGACUAA
Ciona intestinalis (vase tunicate) is the source of this 1484-nucleotide messenger RNA. The record is from RefSeq and is a predicted model, not a curated record. Lineage: Eukaryota; Metazoa; Chordata; Ascidiacea; Phlebobranchia; Cionidae.